GAAAUACUCUUUUUUGUUUUUGUAUUUGUUUUUGUUUUUUUUUGCGAUGUCUGGCCGUGGUAAGCAAGGCGGUAAAGCUCGCGCUAAAGCGAAGUCUCGUUCUUCGCGGGCCGGUCUCCAGUUUCCCGUGGGUCGAGUGCAUCGCCUGCUCCGUAAGGGCAACUACGCUGAGCGGGUCGGGGCUGGCGCGCCGGUGUACCUUGCAGCGGUGUUGGAGUACUUGACGGCAGAGAUACUGGAGUUGGCCGGUAAUGCGGCGCGCGACAACAAGAAGACUCGCAUCAUCCCACGCCACCUGCAGCUGGCCAUCCGCAACGAUGAGGAGCUUAACAAACUGCUGGGCCGCGUGACCAUCGCUCAGGGCGGGGUCUUGCCGAACAUCCAGGCGGUGCUGUUGCCUAAGAAGACCGAGAGCCACCACAAGGCCAAGGGCAAGUGAUUUGACAGGGAUUUGAGUUUCCGGAAGUGCUUUCAAACCCAAAGGCUCUUUUCAGAGCCCCCCACUAUUUCAAAGGAAGAGCUAACACCACUUGGAAUAUUUAAAAAAAGGAAGGUGGUCAGUGUUGAAAUACGUGGAGACUCUGCCACCGCUGCACUCCGCGGAUGCCCCAGUGGGACCCAGUCACGCCGGAACUACAGGCUCAGCUCGGGUUUCCGGUGCCGGCAUCUGUGUUAUGGAGCCGCAGAACGGUCCUCUGGCUCCAUCAGUAAGAACCACGCCGCUCGGAUCUCACCUGUGACUCAGAAGCUGUGCCUCAGAAUCAGACAAAUAUUCCUUGUUAUCCAAAUUUACUGCUAUCUAAACUAGAGUUGGAUUGGGAGGAAUGUGGUUCCUACCUCACUUCGUUAGAUUAUAAUGCUCACUCAAGCACUAACUUAUUUAAUCUUCAUAAUGUCAUGAGGUAGGUGCUAUUAUUGUCCCAUUUUGUAGAUUGGGAGACCAAGGCACAGAGAGAUUACCUAACUUGCCCAGGUCAUGUACCUGGUAAAAAGGACGGAUGGGGGAAGUGUGCAGAUGAGAAUAAGACACACACAGGGAAGCAGCUUCAUAGUGUUAUUGGGAAGGCAAAUGAGGUAAUACAGGUAAAAACCUCAGAAGAGCGCCCAGUUCGAAGGGAACCCUCGACAAAUGCUAGUUGCUGUUUGCUGCUAUUAUCAUAACAGUAACUAUCUAAUUACACAAUGCAACCAGUGGUCUAGUAGCCCAAAGAGCUAAAAACUGUCUGUCUCUUUGGAGGCUUUGUUUGCUUUAAUUUGGUUAUUUGUUACACCAAUUUUAUAUUGUUCUCUGGACUUUAGUCUUUAAGAAAUACCCUGGCCUCAUCAACAUGUUCCACCGGGGCCUCCCAUUGGUCAAAUCUACUGGCAGCCAGAGAGCAAGGGAGCCUGGGAAAUGUAGUUUCCAGUGGCAGCGCCUUCGGACAGUAAACAGGCAAAUGAGGGAAACAAUGAGAAAUUCAAACAAAUGUUUCUGAAAAUCUGAUGCCUGAGCAUGAGACCUUGUAUGUGCACUCAACCAGAGGUACACUUCCAUCUUGAAGUGCAGAAAAGAGCAGAAAUAAGGCCCUGCUCCUUUUUUUAAUUUUUAGGUGAGUUAUGAUAUUCUGUGACAGAAAGAAGUGGGUAUACAAUUUUAAGAAAGCAAGAAGGCAUUUGAUUUUAAACAAUUUACUCUUUUUAUUUGUACUCAAUCCAAAUGAAGUGACUGCAACUUUGAAGGCUGGUUGUUUUGAGUUCCGGAACAGUGUGAAAUAAUGAAAAUAAAAACACAGAU
This is a messenger RNA of Eubalaena glacialis (North Atlantic right whale), 1774 nucleotides long. RefSeq names its product histone H2A type 1-C. Gene Ontology annotation, molecular function: DNA binding; protein heterodimerization activity; structural constituent of chromatin. Gene Ontology annotation, cellular component: nucleosome. The transcript has 2 exons. The coding region runs from base 47 to 439 and encodes 130 amino acids. Lineage: Eukaryota; Metazoa; Chordata; Mammalia; Artiodactyla; Balaenidae. The record is from RefSeq and is a predicted model, not a curated record.